GAUUAAAAUAUUUAUACAAAUUAGAAUGUAUAUUUCUAUUAUGUAUCAUUUACACAAACGUAAUCAAACGUUAAAGUUUUAAAAUUAUAAAAAAUGAAAAUUUUUUCUCUAAUUUUUGCCAUUUUGGCUUUGGUUUCUUCAGCUGUCGCUGUCAAAAAUGCUGUUUGUGGCUUGAGACAUUCUAUGGACGGUAAUGGGCAAGGUUUAGGCUGUAUGGCUUAUUUCCCAUCGUGGUCAUACAAUGCUGAUACUAACGAAUGUGUUAAAUUCGUCUAUGGCGGUUGCGGUGGUAAUGCUAAUCGUUUCGAUUAUGUUGAAGAAUGUGAAGAUAUGUGCAAGGAAUGAAUUGUAAUGCAAUUUUUAAUUUUUUUAAAUAAUUAAAAUAUAUAUUUUUUUGUGAAUUUUAUCAAAAUCUCAAUAUAAAUAAAUAAUAAAUAGUUUUUU
This is a messenger RNA of Lucilia sericata (common green bottle fly), 444 nucleotides long. RefSeq names its product male accessory gland serine protease inhibitor-like. Lineage: Eukaryota; Metazoa; Arthropoda; Insecta; Diptera; Calliphoridae. The record is from RefSeq and is a predicted model, not a curated record. Gene Ontology annotation, molecular function: serine-type endopeptidase inhibitor activity. The coding region runs from base 94 to 345 and encodes 83 amino acids. The transcript has 2 exons.